Magnolia sinica is the source of this 4160-nucleotide messenger RNA. RefSeq names its product kinesin-like protein KIN-7E, chloroplastic. The coding region runs from base 169 to 3666 and encodes 1165 amino acids. Lineage: Eukaryota; Viridiplantae; Streptophyta; Magnoliopsida; Magnoliales; Magnoliaceae. Gene Ontology annotation, molecular function: ATP binding; microtubule binding; microtubule motor activity. The transcript is spliced from 25 exons. The record is from RefSeq and is a predicted model, not a curated record. Gene Ontology annotation, biological process: microtubule-based movement.
AGAGAGGCCACUACACAUGUGAGUCCGUCCUUUUCAUUUCCCUCCACCUUUUCUUUUCCCUCCCACUCCAGGAAAAAAACCGAAAAAAAGAAAAAUAAAAAAGGAAAAACCCUCCGACGCUCGUCAUCCGUCCGAUCGACCGAUCGGACCAUAUAGUCCGUCGGAAAGAUGUCCACCUUCGGCUCCAAAUCCCAGCACCGAUCAUCGGCCAGCAUCUCCCCUUUCCGCUCCAGGAAGAUCGCAUCUCCUUCUCCGCCCGGGCCCGGGCCCAGGCCUGCCACCGGCAGGCCCACCACUCCAUCCUCCUCUCGGCCUCCUCCGCCGUCCAAACAUCCGUACAUCUCUCCGUCCAAUACCCCCAGUCCGUCCACCCCCACUUCGGACCGUCCCGAUUUCUCCAAGUCCAAGGAGAAUGUCACAGUCACCGUCCGAUUCCGGCCCCUCAGCGCUCGGGAGAUCAACAAGGGUGACGAGAUUGCUUGGUAUGCCGACGGGGACUUCACCGUCCGCAACGAGUACAAUGCCUCCAUUCAAUACGGUUUCGAUCGAGUAUUUGGGCCGGCAACAACUACACGCCAUGUUUAUGAUGUUGCUGCUCAGCAUGUUGUUAGUGGUGCCAUGGAAGGAAUUAAUGGCACUGUCUUUGCUUAUGGUGUUACUAGCAGUGGAAAGACUCAUACAAUGCAUGGUGAGCAAAAGUCUCCUGGAAUUAUUCCACUUGCAGUGAAGGAUGUAUUUGGGAUUAUCCAAGAGACUCCCGGGCGAGAAUUUCUUCUUCGCGUUUCAUAUCUGGAAAUAUACAAUGAGGUUAUAAAUGAUUUACUUGAUCCCACGGGCCAGAACCUAAGAAUAAGGGAAGAUUCUCAGGGGACUUAUGUGGAGGGUAUCAAAGAAGAGGUUGUUUUAUCCCCUGCUCAUGCCCUUUCUCUGAUCGCAUCUGGUGAAGAGCACAGGCAUGUGGGUUCUAACAAUUUUAAUUUACUCAGUAGUAGGAGCCACACUAUUUUCACCUUGACCAUUGAAAGCAGUCCAUGCGGCGAAAAUCAAGGGGAGGAAGAUGUGACCUUGUCACAAUUGAAUCUGAUCGAUCUUGCAGGAUCUGAGAGUUCUAAAACUGAAACUACUGGGUUGCGCAGAAAAGAAGGUUCUUACAUAAAUAAAAGUUUGCUUACUCUUGGGACUGUGAUUGCUAAACUAACAGAUGGUAAGUCUACACAUAUUCCCUAUAGAGAUUCAAAACUCACUCGUUUGCUGCAAUCCUCUCUUAGUGGUCAUGGACGAGUUUCUCUUAUUUGCACUGUGACCCCUGCAUCCAGCAACAGUGAAGAGACGCACAAUACAUUAAAGUUUGCACAUCGGAGCAAGCAUGUGGAAAUUAAAGCUUCUCAAAAUAAGAUUAUCGAUGAGAAGUCUCUUAUCAAGAAGUAUCAACGAGAAAUUUCCAGCUUAAAACAAGAGCUGCAGCAAUUAAAGCGUGGGAUAAUGGAGAAACCAUAUCUGAUUGCAUCUGGCCAAGAAGACCUUUUUAAUUUGAAACUUCAGCUUGAAGCUGGCCAAGUCAAAUUGCAGUCAAGAUUGGAAGAAGAGGAACAAGAAAAAGCAGCCUUGAUGGGUAGAAUUCAACGGUUGACAAAAUUAAUCUUGGUAUCCUCUAAGAAUACAAUAGCCCCAACUAUUCCCGAAGUGGCUGGCCAUAGACGACGUCACUCUUUUGGCGAAGAUGAGCUGGCAUAUUUGCCUGAUAGGAAACGUGAGUACAUGAUCGAUGAUGAUACCGGUAGCCUUGAUUCAGAGUUUUCAGAAGGAAGAUAUGAUGCUGUGAACCUAGAUGACUCGAUUAAAGAAUUCAAAAAGAAUAGGAGGCGUGGAAUGCUUGGCUGGUUUAAAUUGCGGAAGCCUGAGCAUCUUCUUGGACAAUCAAGUAUUGCUGACACUGAGAGCUCCACGAGUGGGUCACCAGCAUCCUCUUCACAGUUAUCUCAAUCUAAAAUUCUGGACAUGAAGGAUGGACGAAGAAAAUCAGUGAGUAGAAGGGGUGAUGAUACUUGUUCAGUUGACUCCUUCCCUGAAAGAACACAAGCAGGUGACUUGUUUAGUGCAACUGUCAAAGGACGCCGAGUGCCACCGACUGGGACCACUAUUACAGAUCAAAUGGAUCUACUCCGUGAGCAAGUAAAAAUGUUAGCUGGGGAGGUGGCCUUAUGUACAAGUUCUUUGAAGCGAUUAUCAGAGCAAGCAGCCAGCAAUCCCGGAGAUUCACAUCUUCAGGAGCAUAUGCAGAAGCUGAAAGAUGAAAUCAAUGAAAAGAAGCUUCAAAUGCGUCUUCUUGAGCAGCGGAUGAUUGGGUCAAUUGAAGUCACUCCAAAUACAUCAAACAGCAUCGAAAUGUCUCAGACUCUUUCAAAGCUCACUACACAAUUAAACGAAAAAACUUUUGAACUUGAGAUAAAAUCAGCUGAUAAUAGAAUCCUUCAAGAGCAGCUUCAGAUGAAGAUAUCUGAAAAUGCUGAGAUGCAGGAAACAAUUCUUUUGCUAAGGCAGCAGCUCAGUUCUUUAUCAGAGAAAGACUCCAGCUAUCCAGAACAUAUCACAGAGAAUGAAGUUUCUAUGCUCAGGGAUAGUUUUGCAGAGGGAUGUAGAGAAAAUGGUGGGUGGAUGGAGGGCCUUGGUUCAUCUGAAGGAACUUAUAUGGAUGGGAAUACACCGAAAAGCGUUGUGAGCUUGCCAGGUAGUUUCUCACAGGAAAACUUUAAAGGGUCCAACACUGAAGUACCUGUGAAUUCUCAAGUUCUCAUGCAGGCUGCUGAGAUAGAAAAUCUGAAACAAGAGAAGGUGAGGCUUAUUGAAGAAAAGGAUGGGCUUGAAAUUCACAGCCAAAAGCUGGCAGAGGAAGCAUCAUACGCCAAAGAGUUGGCUGCAGCAGCAGCAGUUGAGCUUAGGAAUUUGGCUGAAGAAGUGACAAAACUUUCUUACCAAAAUGCAAAGUUGACUGGUGAUUUGGCUGCAAAAAAAGAAUUGGGCCUAUGCAGAACUAAUUCUUCUCAUAAUAGGCACUCCCCUUCUGAUGGGAAGCACGACCAAGCCAGCAGUUCACGACCUGAUGCUUGCAUGAGAAAACAGGAGGACGGACCUUUGAUUGAACAUUUGCGAAAAGAACUUAUUGCAAGACGUGAGAGAGAAGCUUCUUUGGAGGCCGAGUUAUCUGAGAAGGAUCAAAGAGAAGGCGAGCUACAAAAGAGAAUUGAAGAAGCAAAGUUACAUGAGCAGGAUUUAGAAAACGAGCUUGCAAACAUGUGGGUGUUAAUUGCAAAAAUGAGGAAGACUGGAAUUAGUUCUGAGGAAUCCUCAUUUGAUGGGGCUAAUGGUUCCGAUACAUUCCAACCAAGAGUACGAAAUGGCUUUCCUUCAUCCAAUGGUAACACAAGUAGAAAGUUCAAGGAAGGAGAAUUUAGUGCGAACACAGAUAACUUGAGCACAUUGGAAGAAGUAAGGGCUACCUAUGAAAAUGAAAGAAGAAGGUGCAAAGAACUAGAAGGCGUCAUUUCUAAAUUAAAGAGCGAAGAUCUUGAUGGUCUGGAUAUCACUGCUCUUGAAGAACUGCAAAGUCUUCAUGUUGAGGCGAUAACAAGGAUCUGCCAUGCGAAGUGUUCAAAUCACGUCUUAUAGCCAAUCGAGUUUCUUCAACAUUUGGGUACUCAGCAGAAUUUAGUUACUGCUCUGUGAGAUGGGAUGCCUCUGUACAGUAACCGGAUUCGUCUCCACGGCAAUUGGUUUUUGGGGAUAGGUGGAAGAUCUUCAUAUCAUCAUCAGUACACAGGGCUAAGCUAGCAACAUCACAUGUAUGUCUUUGUAUAACAACAAAAUCUGUGCUGCACAUGCACCUGUUGUAACAAGAAACAACUCCUUUUCCCCUUAAUUUAUGAUUAUGAUUUUUGAAUGUGUAUGUAUUUGCAGUAUAAAAUAGCGCGGAUCCUCUCUCUCUCUCUCUCUCUCUCUCUCUCUCUCUCUCUCUCUCUCUCUCUCUCUCUCUGCUAUGCCAUUGGUCUGUUGGGAAAGAUACACUUGAAGGGUCCCACAUACUUUUUGAUGGAAGCUAUAUCAGGCAUUGUAAUUUCGUCAAUAGAUAUUAUUGGGGUGGUGGCCCCAAUUUUUGGAGGUCA